UGUUUUACAAGAGAAACACACCCUUCAGUUUCAUCAUAUCAUCCCUAACAACAGCUGUAGAGUUGGAUGGAGGAUGAAGACAGCAGAGAGAGCAAAAGAAACAGCUUGCUUUCAGUUGAACUUUUGCAAAGCUGAGAAGAUUUUCACUGCGAUCACAUUAAGUCCAAAGAUGUUUAAACUUCUUUUUCACAGAAAGAAAUCACACAAACAAAACGUGGCAGAGAAGGAAAUUCCUUCUACGUCUCAUCAGAGCAUCCCGGAUGCUUCUGUUGCUGCCACACCAACUAACCCUGAAAAUGGUAAAAAGAAGAAGAAGAAGAAGAGAAAAUGGAGACACUUCUUCUGCUGUUCCUCGCAAACUGACAGCGAUUCAGAGGCAGAGACCACCACUGUAAAGACACAAAAAAAGUCUCGCUGGUCUCUUUUUAAAUUCUGGAAGAGAAAAAGGCAGGUUGCUUCUGAAACGACAGGGGAACCUGAUAAAAUGAGUGACAGCAGCACAGGUAAGGAAUGUGGUGAAAGUUCCCAUCAGGUAAAAAACACCACUGAAAAGAUCCCAGCAGACCUGAGUUGGGACACUUUGAUUAUGGAGCUUCUGGACCAAGAGAGUGGAUGGGAGCAUGUGUUUAACAGUGGAGUCUGCGGUGGAAAAACAAUAGAAAAUCAAAUUGAGACUACAGACUGCUUCGGGUUUCCAAACAUCGGAAACACGUGCUACAUGAACUCCUGCCUGCAGAGCCUCCUCAACAUUGAGGACUUCAUUAGAGACAUCAGCCGUCAGGAGGUUUUGUGGAGCGCAGUCCCAGAAGCUCAGCUCUUAAGAAGGCUCACUGACAUCAGGGACUGUCACGAGUCAACAGAUUAUGGCCUUAAAGAUCACCACCUGAGAUCUUUUAAGAAGGCAUUCAGCAAUCAAGCUCCUGAAUACACAGGCAGCGCACAGAAAGAUGCUCAUGAAUUCCUAACAUUGUUCCUCAAUGAGGUCAAAAGGCUCUCACCUCACCUGAAGAGGAACGCAGCUCUCCUGGGCCAAAGUUAUACCUGCCCAGUAGAAGACCAUCACGUUUUCAAAAUGGAAAACAUGAGGACAUGCAAGGGCUGCGGUCACCAAUCAUCACAGCAAGAGGAAUUCACCAGCUUGUCUCUUGACCUGGUUCCAGAGGGGUCUGUUGAGGACAUGUUAGAGACAUACUUGAAGGAACAAGAAAUAGAAUUUCGCUGUGAUUGUGGAGGGACGACCUCAGAACUGAAGUCGUCUUUUGAUACACUGCCAAGAGUUCUCAUCUUGCACCUGAAGAGGUUUGGCUUUACACAAACCUACAAGAUUCAGAAGGUGGAUGACCCCGUCAGGCUGCAGAGGGACUUGGUGGUGCCAUCCAAUCAGGGUGGUGGCUGUUACAGUCUUGUCAGCAUCAUCAGUCAUUAUGGAGGCACAGAAUCAGGACACUACAUCUGUAAUUCUGUCCAUCCUGAGGAGAGUCCAUACUCUACAUCAGAUAAUUGGCUCACCUAUAAUGACGCACAGGUGCUCCACACAACUGGAUCUGCAGCUUGUGAAGAACAGCAGAACUCGGCCUACAUCCUGUUUUACAAGAGAAACUUCUGAAGCAGGAUAUGGAAGGAAGUUAAGGUCAUCAUCAUGCUGAGAAGGAACAACAGUCGUCCCAGCCCACCAUCGCAGACUGCAGGUAAGUAUUGGCCUUAGGAGGAAGGGUCCUCCCAGAGAGCCUGGUUCCUCCCAAGAUUUCUUCCUCCAGGAGGGAGUUUUUUCUUGCCACCGUCGCCCCACAUUCACUGGUCUCAUCAGCAGAGACAUUUUUAACCUCCUAAGACCUGAACUCUUUCAUGGCAUGCAUUUUUAAUUUCUCUGUGCCAUUUGGGUUGAUUGGGACCUGAUGACUGCUUCUCAAAACAUGAGAUCCACAUAUGAGGACAUUCAUUUUAAAUUUCGAUUGAACAGUGGCAGUGUAAUGUCCUCCUAAAUGGAUAUCAGGUCUUUGAAAUGGAUCCCAUUAAGAAGAAGGCUAAAGAGAGGAUGGUGAAAUCAACCAGCAGCGUCAUUCAUCAGUCAAUCAGAUAAUUUGUUUCAAUGAGGUUUUAAAUCUAUGAGUUAUGUUUGAGUUAUCUGAAUUUUUUGUAUUUUGGUCUAAACAACCCAAAAUGUGAUGUCCACAUAUGUGGACACCAGGUCCUAGGAGGUUAAAAGAAACUCUACUAGUAGUGCACCACUACUAGAGACAGUCCUUUUGUGGACCAGUGUUUGGCUUGCUCUCUGGGAACAACAAAAAAUUAAACAAAUAAAUUAAUAAUAAAAUCAGUGCUGUCAGUGUUAAUCUCGUUAAAAUGAGAUUAACACUGACAGCACUAAAUAAAAUAAAAUAA
Molecule: messenger RNA, 2382 nt
Organism: Oreochromis aureus
Lineage: Eukaryota; Metazoa; Chordata; Actinopteri; Cichliformes; Cichlidae
Product: ubiquitin carboxyl-terminal hydrolase 29-like
Exons: 18
Coding region: 74-1606 (510 amino acids)
Biological process (GO): protein deubiquitination; G1/S transition of mitotic cell cycle
Cellular component (GO): nucleus; cytosol
Molecular function (GO): cysteine-type endopeptidase activity; cysteine-type deubiquitinase activity
Source: RefSeq, a predicted model, not a curated record